UGCACAAAACACGCUGUCCUCUCUGCCACAAUAUCCUGCAUAUUUCGAGUCGAAUGUUCUUUACAAACAGGAUAUUUAUCGUGGAUAUCUUUUCCGUUUCAACUUGAAGCAGAAGGCAACAAUAACACGGUUCCCCGUCUCUCCCCACCCCCGAUCUGGCGGUGGCUGGUUGGUUGUAACCUUCUUGGCACAGGUUCAAGUAGUGAUUAAAUAAAUAAAAAUGAGGGGGCGACAGAGACUGGCGUGACUGAGCAUGCGCCCUGAGGGGGCUGCCGUCGAAGAAUGAAGUAAAUAGAAUGUUGACGCUGCCCGGGCGGUGACGUCACCGCUCCACACCGGGACUGGGCUGAGCGGAGGCUGUAGGCUAGGCAGUAAGAGAGACAGAUAGAGGACGCGUCAGUCGUAGUAGCCUAAGAAAACAUCCUCCCUGCUGUCAUGAAGUUCUGUUUGUAACUUAAUUGUUUGUUGCUAUAGGUCAGGAGARAGACGGAGAGGUGUAGAGGACGUAUUUUUCUUUUUGAGAAAACGGAACUGUGUCUGAUUUCUAAAAAGGACUAGGAGAUAUCCACACACAGAGACCUGGGUUAGAGAGAGAUUUAAGGUCCGUUUUUCGGUGAAAAGGGAAGCUAUGUCGUCCGCGACGGUAGCUGCUUCAAGAAGGCAGUCCUGUUAUUUAUGCGACCUGCCCCGUAUGCCUUGGGCUAUGAUCUGGGAUUUUACCGAGUCCAUCUGCAGGGGAUGUGUCAACUACGAAGGAGCGGACCGGAUCGAGUUUGUGAUUGAGACAGCCCGGCAGCUGAAGCGGGCUCACGGUUUACAGGAGGGGAGAUCUCCGGGGCCCGCUAAACAGCAGCAACAGCUCUCGGGGAAAGAAAUUCAUUCUAAUCACCACGGGUCUGGAGGAGACCCCGGUUCCCGGCCUUCACAGCCCCUGGACCGCUACCCCCUCUCCACCUCGGACCGUCCUCCGCGGCUGGGGCCAGAGUACCAGUCUGGGAGACAGGCUAACGGAAUUCCUGUACCUAAUGGAUUUCCUAAACCGGACGAUCCACCAGAGCUUAACCGGCAGAGCCCAAACCCGCGCAGGAAUAACACGGUUCCUCCUAGUCUAGUGCCUUUGGUGAACGGGAACAUGUCCUCCGUGCACGCCGUUAACGGCCGACCCAUGGGACACCCGGGGUCCGGUUUGAUGGCUGGUAGCCCCAACGGGCACGGCGGUAAGCGUCCGACCUCGUUCUCCAGCAUCGAGCAACACGAGAAGGAUAAGCACAGACCGGACAGCCUGACACCGGAGAUAGAGAACCACAAACAAAGGACGGAUGAGUGGAUGAACAAGGGGAAAACGGUCAGAGACUUGAUGGCUCUCCAUACCUUCGACAACCGGUUCAAGAAGGAUCCUGCAGCCAUGCAACAGAGGGUGAUGGGCUAUGAGCAACAACAGAGCGCCGCAGCUUCUAAAUCAGACAGGGGAAAACACCUGCGGACUAUGAAGAGGAAAGCAUCCCCAGAACCGGAGGGAGAGAGAGAGGGAACCGCCUCCAAGCAUAACGGGGAGGACAGACAGCAGUGGUUACCGGGUCCACCAUCUGACCGUGACGGACAUAAAAUGCCCCCGGGACCGCCGCCGAGCUUCUCCUCCGUCCCCACCACCAUAUCCCCCCACUCUCGCACCACCCCACCGGAAGCUUCGCAGAACGGCCAGUCUCCCAUGGCAGCGCUGAUCCUGGCGGCAGACAACGCCGGCGGUGGUGCCGGGAACAGCUCGCCCAAAGACGGUAACCAGGUCCACUCCACCACGCGUCGCAACAGCAGUAGCCCGCUCUCACCCUCCUCCAUGAACCAGAACCGGCGGCCCGCACAGGGGAGAGAUGGUACUGGUGGCGCGGGGACAACUCACGUUUCAGGAGGAGGSAUGGACCAAGGGCACGGACCUCAAAGCAUUCCGGAUUCGUCAGUACCCGGGAGCGUACCCCUCUGCUGCACGCUCUGUCACGAGAGGUUAGAGGACACGCACUUUGUUCAGUGUCCGUCGGUACCCUCACACAAGUUCUGCUUCCCGUGCUCGCGGGAGAGCAUCAAACAGCAAGGGUCCACCGGGGAGGUGUACUGUCCCAGCGGGGAGAAGUGUCCGUUGGUCGGCUCUAACGUACCGUGGGCUUUCAUGCAAGGAGAAAUCGCUACCAUCCUUGCAGGGGACGUCAAAGUAAAAAAAGAGAGGGAUCCUUGAUUUCCAUUUUCAACAUGGGGAAAGGAUUGUUGAGGGGGGGGGAAAGUACAAAUACAACUAUAUAAAUAUUUAAAAAACAAAUACCAUCCCCAAGAAAACGAAUGGACUAUGUACAUAGUGGACCCAAGCCGAAGGGACUACUGUAUACUUCAGUAAAACAUGACUGUAUCGUUUUUUGAUUUUUUUGGAAAACAUUGUGUUUGUAUAUUUUUGAAGAUAAAGGUAAUCAUAAUUUAAAUAAAAAAAGGACUCUCUUGGUUCCUCUUUGGUGAUGUACUUCUAGGUUCACAUCUCAAGUGGCACCCUCUUCCCUAUGUAGUGCACUACUUUUUAAAACUAGAACCCCUAAGGGGCUGGUCAAGAGUAGUGCACUAUGUAGGGGUAGAGGGUGGUUGUUUGGGACGUGACCUGUCUGAUAGCAGUUUCCUUUUUCAAAAACGUAGAAUGUGACCGAUGAUGACUAGCCUCUCUCUCUCUCUCUCUCUCUCUCU
Molecule: messenger RNA, 2718 nt
Organism: Salvelinus sp. IW2-2015
Lineage: Eukaryota; Metazoa; Chordata; Actinopteri; Salmoniformes; Salmonidae
Product: interferon regulatory factor 2-binding protein 2-A
Biological process (GO): regulation of transcription by RNA polymerase II
Cellular component (GO): nucleus
Molecular function (GO): transcription corepressor activity
Source: RefSeq, a predicted model, not a curated record